Messenger RNA from Drosophila novamexicana, 1927 nucleotides. RefSeq lists its product as uncharacterized. The record is from RefSeq and is a predicted model, not a curated record. NCBI's taxonomy places the organism in Eukaryota, Metazoa, Arthropoda, Insecta, Diptera, Drosophilidae. Bases 350 to 1810 code for a protein of 486 amino acids. The transcript is spliced from 7 exons.
AUCAGCUGGAGAACGCGAGCGUCGAACGUGGAGCGUUAAUCGUGGAACGCUGAUCGUGGAUCGUUGAUCGUGGCGCAUUCUCAUCUCGAGUUGUUAAUUGUGACCGUGCUAAGUGUUUCGCUUUGCGGCCCGGGCUUGCACAUGUCGACAUCAGCUGCCGGGCAUUGAGCAAUUGUAGAACAUAGACAGACUUUAGAAACAAAACGAGGUCUUCUUGGAACUGUGAAGAACUCUUUGACACAGUUCAUGACUUUCACGCGGCCACAUUGUGUUUGCAUUAGUAUUCGUAUCGAUAAAGUUGCGGAGCGGUGCAUAGGCGUAGUGGAGCAGCGUCUCUAAGUGGAUCAACAUGAACAAGCUGCGGACCUGGUUGCCGGGCCAACAUGCCAAAGACUCUGCCCGCCAUUCGGUCACCCUCGAGCCGGAGAUUGGCUUCCAGAUCACCAUCGAGAUGCACGACCAAAAGGAGGACAAUCAACAAAGCUUUACGGCAGCCAACGGCUCGUCUCCCAUGCCCGAGCUGAAUGUGCAUCUCAUUGCGGCGCGGCAUCUGCCCUCCCUGUUCGGAUUCAAGAUCGUACAGGGAUAUCUGAUAAAGGUCAAACUGUUUCCGGGCACAAAACGUUUGGACAGCAGCAUUCAGACCAACACCUGGCCAAAGUUUAAUGAAAACUUCAAGUUUCCCUUGGUGCCCGAUAUUAAACCAUCCUUAAAGCACGGCUCCGCCUUUUCCUCCAGACGCCAGGUGCAGAGCCGCACAGCCGGCGACUUCUCCGCGCCCGACGAACUUUUUGCCGGCCAAUUUGUGGUCUUUACCGUUUAUGCCUUACUCGAGCUGCCUGCUGCAAGUUUCAAUCGAUUCAACAAGACGUAUCGCUCCCUGAAAGAUAAGAGCUCGAGUUUUGUGCAGCGGCUUUCCGCGGGUGAAACCCAGACUGAAAAUGGGUCAGCACAAAAGAAUGGGAAGAAUAAAAAGACGACAGAGAAUCCAAGGGAUGCCAUGCCACCAUUGACAAUAAGCGAAUCCCGGAGAAAUAUAGGCUCCGUCACCUGCUACCUGGAGCCGAAGCUUUUUAAGCGCAACGCUCGCACCGGAUGCUAUGCGACUGAGGAGCUCUGGCUGCCCAUUAAAGAUAUAACCACCACAGUGCUCAAGACGAUGCCCAGCAACAACAACAACAACACUAAUGGCAACAACCUCACCAAUGCGCCCAAAGGUGUUGUCGAGCUGGCGCUGGAGCUGCGCGAUCUGAGCGAGAACGAACCACCUGAAGAAGCGCAGCCGGAGCCAAAGGACGAGCCAGCCGCCGCCGGAGCGAACAACUGGCAACGCAUGACAGCCGAGGUGAAGCGCAAAAUGGGCAUCAGCAAUGUUACGAAUGUCUUGGGCGGCACACUCGUGCUCCGCGUAACCACGGCGCGCAUGCGCUGCUCCAACAAGGUCAAGGAUGAGCUGGAGGCGACGGCCAGCGCGGGCGUCUACGUCAAGACCACGGUCUUCGAGCAUGGCAUCUAUGUAGACGCCUGGAAGUCGCCCAUUUUCUAUCCAUCGUUAUCCACCAAAUGGGAUGGAGCUGGCGGCGACGAGGCUACCAUAUGUGUGCCGUUGCGCAGUCGGGAGCAGCUGGAGAACAUUGUGAUUCGCAUUACGCUGGCGACCAAGCUGAAAAUGGGCAAGAAACUUGUGCUGGGCACGGUGCUGGUCGGCGGCGGCGAUGCCAGUGCCACCGAAUCGGGCAUGGAGCAAAUGCGUCUGCUUCGGGAUGCACCACUCAAUGAGCGCGUGGCCACCUGGCACUGCUAUCACUAGCUCCAUCAACCAACUCCUUGCCUCCUGCGAUUGAUUUCUCAGCAAUGUCCGCAGCUCAAGUAUAGUUCCAAAAUUUCUAGUUUUCCAUUCGAUUAUAAUGCUUGUACCUAAUAUUAA